AUGUUCCACCAGGUACGAGUUCCCGAGAGAGACUGCGAUGCCCUACGAUUUCUGUGGUGGCAGAGUCAUGACUUGUCCAAGGAUCCGACUGACUUCCAGAUGCUGGUUCAUUUGUUUGGGGCAACAUCCUCGCCCAGUUGUGCAGGAUUCGCUCUGAGGAAAACGGCAGAUGACUAUGGUGCUGAAUUUGGGGAGGCUGCCUCAGCAGUACGUGACAAUUUCUACGUCGAUGACCUUUUGGUGUCGGUGAGUUGUGCAGAAGCGGGUAUCAACCUGGCUAGACAGCUCAUUGAUCUGCUCAGCAAAGGUGGAUUUAGACUGAGGAAAUGGAUCAGCAAUAACCGGGAGGUUCUGUCUGCUAUUCCAGCAAGUGAGAGAGCCCCAUCUGUGUUGGAUCUGGAUUUGGGAGACUUACCAAUCGAGCGUACCCUUGGUAUACAUUGGAACGAACAGUCGGACACCUUUGCUUUCAAGACGGUUCUGAAGGAAAGGCCCACCACCCGGAGAGGCAUCCUAUCAAUUGUCAGCUCACUAUAUGACCCACUGGGGUUCCUAGCGCCUUUCAUCCUACCUGCCAAGAUUUUGCUUCAGGAUAUCUGA
Molecule: messenger RNA, 600 nt
Organism: Patiria miniata (bat star)
Lineage: Eukaryota; Metazoa; Echinodermata; Asteroidea; Valvatida; Asterinidae
Exons: 1
Coding region: 1-600 (199 amino acids)
Source: RefSeq, a predicted model, not a curated record